Messenger RNA from Entrophospora candida, 1041 nucleotides. The record is from the annotation of a GenBank genome assembly. Lineage: Eukaryota; Fungi; Glomeromycota; Glomeromycetes; Entrophosporales; Entrophosporaceae.
AUGAUUGAUUAUCUUGAAAAAAGAUUUCGAAACUAUUUAUCAAACACUUAUUCUAAAUAUGACUUUGUUUGGACUUUAAGCCAUUUCGAACAGAUUCUUGAAAGAAUACCAAACAAACAAUUUAUCUUCAGUCCUUUGUUUACAAGUCCAAGAUCAGGCGUGUCGACAAUACCAAAAAACGCGACUUCCUUAUCAUCAUCAUUACCUAGUUCAACAAAUUCUCCGCCAUAUGAACUAUCACCGUUUCCAUCUGUAUCAUCAUCUAACAAUAAUAAAAAAAGAAGACUUCAAAGUGAUGAUAAUAAUGGAUAUUUGUCGAUUUAUAUGGAUGCUUUUCAAACCAAAUUUGAGAAAAAAAACAAUAUAAACGUUAGAAAAAGAAGAUGGACCGUUAGGUUGUAUUAUCUUGAUUCUGACAACGUGUUUAAAACCGUUGGGAAAAAGCUGGAUCUCAACAGCACAUGGUCUCUUAGUGAAUCCACGAGUUGGGAAAGACACGCCGAAUUAUUUGGUGACGAUAGAUUCGCUGAUGUUACAUUUAGAUUGGACUGUGGAUCGACCGUCAAAGCAAGCAAAAUAUUAGCUGCAGCACAUUCAAGAUAUUUUAAAAAUCUUUUGAGCGGUGAUUGGGCAGAAACUAGGAAAGGGGAAGUAGUAGAAAUAAAGGAUGUGAGCAAAGAAUCCUUUAAGUUAAUUUUAUAUUAUUUCUAUUCAGGAAAAAUUUCAAUAUCUCCUGAUAAUGACGAUCAAACCAUUGGAGUAUUGAAAGAAACAUAUAUCAAGUGUGACAUGUGGGGAAUCGAUCGUCUUUUGAUGUUGAUACGAGAGCAAUUAAUUAAAAGAUUGAAUAAAGACAAUUGGGAUGUAUUGUUAUUGUUAAGUUAUAAGUUUGACGACAAAAAAUUAAAAGACAAAAUUUUAAGUUUCAUAUCAAAGAAUUAUCCAGAAAUCGACAAUACUAUAAACAUCAAGAGAUUUGUUGACGAAGCAGAAGUGGAAUGGGUCAGGGAAAUGAUGUUUUCGACAUUCUUUGAUAUUUAG